This is a messenger RNA of Chelmon rostratus (copperband butterflyfish), 3654 nucleotides long. RefSeq names its product juxtaposed with another zinc finger protein 1-like. Gene Ontology annotation, cellular component: nucleus. The record is from RefSeq and is a predicted model, not a curated record. Lineage: Eukaryota; Metazoa; Chordata; Actinopteri; Chaetodontiformes; Chaetodontidae. The transcript has 5 exons. Bases 143 to 874 code for a protein of 243 amino acids.
CUGUCCUGUCUGGCCGCCCGGUGUCUGCUCCGCCGCUCCGCGCUCUGCGGCGCUCCCACCCCGACCCCGAAGACUCUCCUCGUUCACCGCCCCGGCUCCCGGACCCCCCUUUCCACCCGGUGAAUGCACCAGCGCCGAAAACAUGACGGGCAUCGCCGCCGCUUCUUUCUUUUCUAAUUCCUGCAGGUUCGGGGGCUGCGGUCUCCAGUUCGAGUCUCUCGCCGAGCUCAUCGUCCACAUCGAGGACAAUCACAUCGACACAGAUCCACGGGUCCUGGAGAAGCAGGAGCAACAGCAGCCCACUUAUCUGGCCCUAAGUUACAUCAACAGGUUCAUGACAGAUGCAGCACGCCGGGAGCAGGAGACCAUGAAGAAGAAGGUCACGCCCAAACUGUCCCUGUCCAUCACUGGCGGUGUGUCCAGGAACAGCACGGCCACGCCUCCUCGCCACACCAGCGGUAACCUGACGCCUCCCGUCACUCCCCCAAUCACCCCCUCCUCCUCCUUCCGCAGCAGCACGCCUACAGGCAGUGAGUAUGAUGAGGAGGAGGUAGACUAUGAGGAGUCGGACAGCGAUGAGUCGUGGACCACAGAAAGCGCCAUCAGCUCUGAGUCCAUCCUAAGCUCCAUGUGCAUGAACGGGGGAGAGGAGAAGCCGUUCGCCUGCCCCGUCCCCGGCUGCAAGAAGAGAUACAAGAACGUGAAUGGUAUCAAGUACCAUGCCAAGAAUGGCCACCGCACGCAGAUCCGUGUGAGGAAACCCUUCAAGUGUCGCUGUGGCAAGAGCUACAAGACCUCGCAGGGCCUGAGGCACCACACCAUCAACUUCCACCCGCCCGUCUCCACGGAGAUCCUGCGCAAGAUUCAAGGCUAGAGCCCGUGGUCACACCAGCGAACUACCCCAAACAUAGCCCUAUCCCAACGCUCCUUACCCGACCCUUUUAUACACAUCCCACACACUAAAGGAUCAAGUGCAUGCUUUAAGUUUUUUCAUUUACUUUUUUUUUCAUCUUUUUGUUUGUCAUGUUUUUUUAUCCAUGUUAUAUCACUUGUAUUUUUGAAAACAAAUGUAUCUUUGUAGUAUUUUUUAAUGUUGUACAUUUGCACAUUCGUAUAUGCUAUCACGUUACUCUUUUUCUAUUGUUUGACUCACACAAGGUGCUAACUGUAAAAAACAACAGAAAGAAAAGACAAAAAAACAAAACGACAUGAAAGAAGAGAGGGGAAACGGAAAAGAUGUGAAACAGGAAGCGCAAACGAGCCCUGCCCCUUUUCCCACUCUGUCUUCGAGUGGGACGAAGGUGACACGUGUGCUGAUCUGAGUUCAGUGGCCGUUACACUCCCUCUCCAUUGGAUGCGGAGAGUUCGCUGAGCUUAGAUCUGUGCCUUCGCAGUAACUUCUGGGGGUUUAGGUGCGAGAGUUAAGUUAUACUUUAAAUAGAUAUAUUGAUAUAUAAACAAUAGAUAUGUAUGUGUACAUAAAAAUAUAUAAAAGUAUUCAUGAGCAUAUACAUAAAUAGUUACACUUUAUUUUCAAGCUUUAUUUUAUAUAUUUCUGUCAGUGUUUUAGGUAGUGUUUUUUUUUUUCUUUGUAUCAUUAAGUGUUCCUUUCAUUCCUUAUUUGCUGAGAUGGCCAGUUUCGUCAGCUGAGAGGUCAAAGUCUAACAGCUGGCUGACUUCAGGUUCGGAGAGCCAGGUUUUCUCUCGCCACAUCCUAGAGGUUAGGAGCCAACACGCCUUCCGUUUGACACGCUCCAAAUCUCGUGCGAUGUUUCGCCAUUGAUCAGGAGGGGGCGCUCAGCGCUGAACGUAUUAGAACACGGCCGAGGCCGGUAACCCAUACCUUAAAGUUUUCAUCCCCACAGAAAGCCAUCCAUGUCUUUCAUAUCUCCAGUGUUUCCUCAUUCAGAGUGCCAGAGCUGUGCUCCAGAGACUUAGCCGUGGAAGCAGGUUAAGCAUCAUACAGUUGCCAAGAUCUUUGUUGUUUAGUUUUUCCAUGAUUGUUGCCAACAGCUCUCCACUGCCAAACAUUGACCAUACCAUGUGCCUGAUUGGGGGUGGGGGGUGGCUAAGGAGUUGUAAUGAUCUCACCCUGGAGGUCGCCAAACGCGUGGCAGUAGUUUUCUUCUUCACGCGCCUCCGAAAUGUGCGAAUGAGUGGAUGUACAUCGACGGAAUGUUUUCAUGCAUGCUUUCUGUGUCGUAACACGAGAAACAAAGUGCGAAGGAAGACGGCGGAUUUGUAUUUGAAAGAGAUUACCAUCUACAACCUGUCAUUUGUCUGUGUUGUAGACAAGAGCAUUCCAGUUCACUGUAUGUAUGUGUGUGACGUGUGUGAAUGCCGUGUGUGUGUGUGUGUGUGUGUGUGUUUUUCAGCAGUGUCCAAGUCAUCAGCCUAUAGAGUGUUACUGUAUUCUGUGUUUCAGUGAUCUGUUGUGUUUUCUGCGCCAGGCCGCCGGUUCGACUCCUGUGGAGCAGGAUGGCUGGCCGGCUGGCCGGUGGCGUUGCGUCAUGUAGUGUAGCCGCGGCCAACUGGUCCCUCUGACUGGGAUUUCAUCAUUCAUUGCCUCUAGAAAAACAAGAGCGGUGCGGUGCAGCCCCGCGAGCCAAGACACACUGAUUCGCGACAUCAUUUCCCUCAUCGCGCACGACAUUUUUUAUUCCGUGGAAGGCUCGAAGCAUGGGCUGUUUCUCUUUUGUUCAUGUGAUGGGUACAGUGACUUCUGACAUGCACACACCCUCCUGUCCUCCAAGCUGCUGUUGCCAUGGAAACCACUGGGUUAGCAUGGCAAAGACACCUUUUUGUUUUGUAAAUCCACGUUGUGAUAAUGCUUCAGUUUUUACUUUGUCUUUACAAGGCAGGUACCAGAUUUUCUUCUGGUAUUUGUUUAUUUAACCCCCUAAUUUACGUAGGAGGUUAAAUGAACAUAUUAUUUAAACCCCCUUAUAUAUCCUUUUCAUACUUUAGUAAUUACCAUGCGCCUGUACUGUACUUUCAAUGCCUUUAAGUAGUGUGCUACCUGAUAAAUAAGCACAAAUGUGGCCUGAGAGACAUCCACAUCUAUUCUGAAGCACCAAGAAGUGGUCCUAAAAUCCUGAUAUCAAUUACAAAGAACAUCUUUGGACGUACUAACCUGACAGUAACCCUGAGAUAAUGGUCUGUGUGAUAGAAAAGCUUCAUUCCUGCAUUUAAGCGUAGGGGAAGAGUUUUCGAGGCUGGGAUCAGAGCAGACCUGAAGACAGACGGAGACUGAGAGUCUCCCGUUAGCUCUGUCAAACACUCGUAAAACCAUCCCCGCUUCACGGACACCGCCGUCACCAUGGCAAUAGUUUCAGCGUAACACUGGGGCCAAUUGCAGUAUUAGACAUAUGGGAGAGGAGGAGUGGAGGCUGUGUGCAGGAGCAGGAGAUGAGGGAGGGGUUUCAGUAUACCAUGUACAGUGAAUGUAUUGUAACGUGUGUCUGUUUGUCAAGUGCUUUUAAAUUAUAUUUUCGUAUGUAACGUGGAGACCGAUGUUUCCUUUUUGUAUGGGGGACAACAGGUUCUGAGCAGAGUAACUUGUAAAUGAUGUCAAACUGUCUUUCUAUAUAAAAGAGAAGCUGCUUAAAUGUAAACAGGAAAUGACUGAAAAAAAAAGAAAAAUAAAGUAAAAAG